UCCGAGAGGAAGUCUCUCGCCGUAAUGGCGCCGCCCAUGGAGAAGUCAAGAAAAAGGUUUAAAAUAUAAUAAGCAGUUUAAAAUAUCUCUGUAUUCACACCCUGCAGAGGGCGCUGCAACUCCGGAAAAGGAAACUGCAUUUUCAUCCGUUCUGUCGGUCGAUCAGUCUGGUCCUCAGCCGCUCCUCACAGUGUUGGACGCGUUUGUCAAAAGGGACAAAUGGCAAAAACCUUGCAUUAAAAUGGCAAGGCGAGGAGAAGAUGCCUCAACCCAAGGUGAAGUUGGUGGUGACAGGAGAUGAUUUUGGGUACUGCGAGAGAAGGAAUCGAGGCAUUGUGGAUUGUUUCAAAGCUGGUGGGAUCUCUAAUGUCUCUCUGUUGGUGAAUGCAGUCUCAGCAAAACAUGCGGCAGACUUGGCCAAAAGGUAUCACCUCCCUAUUGGACUCCAUGCCAAUCUCUCAGAGGGUCUUCCAGUGUCUCAGGAACUGAAGGGCUCAACGCUCCUCAACAAGGAUGGUUUUUUACAUGGCAAAAUGGGCUUCCGGGAGGUUUUGCAGAGCGGUCAGCUCAAGAUGUCAGAGGUGGAGGUGGAGCUCAGGGCUCAGAUAAACCAUUUUUAUGAACUGGUUGGCCACAUGCCCUCUCAUAUGGAUGGUCACCAGCAUGUACACGUCCUGCCAGGAUUUUCUGGUAGAGAGCAGAAUUCAUGUUUCCCUCAAUUAUUGCAAAUCACGCUGGCCCUGAAGCAGCAAAGCAUCCCCAUCACACCACCACGACCAUGCUUGACCGUAGUUCCACUUUCGACUCAUCAGUCCACAGAACAUUCUCCCAAAAGUUGAGGAUCAUCAAGGUGUGUUUUGGCAAAAUUCAGACAAGUAUUAAUGUUCUUCUGGGUGAGCAGUGGCUUUCUCCUCGCCACACUUCCAUGGAUGGCAUUUUUGGCCAGUGUCUUUCUGAUAGUGGAGUCAUGAACAAUGACCUUUAUUGAUGAAAGAGAGGCCUGCAGGCCUCCUUGGAUGUUGUCUUUGACUCAUCCAGGAAGUGACAAAAAAAGUCAUUGCUGUACUCAUGGAGGAAUUUUGGAAGCUCUGCCACUUCUGGGAAGGUUCACUACUGUGCCAAAUUUUCUCCAUUUGGAGAUAAUGGCUCUCACUGUGGUUCUUUGGUGUCCCAGAGCCUUUGAAAUAGCUUUGUAACCCUUCCCAGACUGAUGUACUUCAAUCACCUUUUCCCUCAUCAUUUCUGGAAUUUCUUUUGACCUUGGCAUAGUGUGCCACUUGGCAUAGUAGCCAACUCCAUGCUGCUGAAAAAGUUAUAUUUAGGUGUUGAUUUGAUUGAACAGGGCUGGCAAUAAUCAGACCUGGAUGUGUCCAGCUGAACCCCAUUAUGAAUGCAGUUUCAUAGAUUUGGGGAUUUAGUAAGUAAGGGGGCAAAUGCUUUUUCACACUGGCCCAGUUGCUAUUGGAUAACUUUUUUGCUUCAAUAAAUAACAUUAUCAUUUAAAAACUGUAUUUUGUGUUUACUCAGAUUGCCUUUGUUUUCUGUUAGAUUUUGUUUGAAUUUCUGAAACAAUUUACUAUGAAAUAUACACAAAAACAGAAUAAAUCAGGAAAGGGGCAAACACUUUUUCACAACACUGCAGAUGGGAAAUCCUUCAAUACGGUUUAAAAAGCAUCCCAGGGUGAUACCUCAAGAAGUUGUUUGAGAAAAUGCCAAGAGUACAUGUCUGCAAAUUCUAGGCAAAGGGUGACUACUUUGAAGAUGCUAAAAUAUAACACAGUUUUGAUUUAUUUUGGAUUUUUUGUCACAAUGCAAUUCCUAUAGUUCCAUUUCUGUUAUUCCAUAGUUUUGAUGACUUUACUAUAAUUCUAAAAUGUGAAGAAAAAAAAUUAUAAUAAUGAAUGCUUGUACACUGUCACUGAUUACACACAUUUUAAAUAUUUUAAAUUAACAUUGUCAGUUUUAAAGUAGUAGUCACUGAUUACAAGGUUCUUAACUAUUCUUUUCAAAAAUACUAAUUUAAUGGUAGUGUGUGCUUAUCCAGUAAAAUAAUGUUAUAACCGUUGCGCUCUAUAGCCUUAAGCUUGAUACAAAUCAACCAGAUUUAUCCAGGUCAUGUUUGGGUCGUCAAGCUGAGCUGAGAAUGGAAAUAAGAGGUGUUGUCUAUUGAUAUAUAUAUAUAUAAACAGAUGUUCAGGUACAAUUUCUACAAAAUAAAAAUGACAAAAAGUGCCCAUUUAAGACUAAGAGUGUUAAUGCACUAAUCAACUGAGCUUUAACAGUCUGACUCAUGUGGAGUUUUCAGGAAUGCUGCAAUAACUG
Messenger RNA from Myxocyprinus asiaticus (Chinese sucker), 2322 nucleotides. RefSeq names its product carbohydrate deacetylase. NCBI's taxonomy places the organism in Eukaryota, Metazoa, Chordata, Actinopteri, Cypriniformes, Catostomidae. Gene Ontology annotation, biological process: carbohydrate metabolic process. The transcript has 6 exons. Gene Ontology annotation, molecular function: deacetylase activity. The record is from RefSeq and is a predicted model, not a curated record. Bases 261 to 839 code for a protein of 192 amino acids.